AUGGCUCUUGUUGUUCACACAAGGAUUCAUACUGGAGAGAAACCUCAUUGCUGUUCUGAAUGUGGCAGGCGAUUUUCACAAAUCAGCCAUCUUCAGCAACAUAUGAGAAUUCACACUGACUGUGGAAGACGAUUGUCAGUAAGCAGCAGUCUUCAUACCGACAGGAGAAUUCACACCGGCAAGAAGCCAUAUUGCUGUUCUGAAUGUGGGAAAGGAUUCUCUUGCAGUGACCAUCUUCAGAAGCACACAAGAAUUCAUACUAGAGAGAAACGAUACUGCUGUUCAGAAUGUCGUAAAGAAUUCUCUAAUCAUACUGCUCUUGUAAUGCACCAAAGAAUUUACACUGGAGAGAAACCAUAUUGCUGUCCUGAUCUUCGGAGGCAUACAAGAAUUCAUACUGGGGAAAAACCCUAUUGUUGCUAUGACUGUGGAAAGCGAUUUUCUUUAAGCAGCAGUCUUUUGACACACAGAAGAAUUCACACGGGAGAAAAGCCAUAUUGCUGCUCAGAAUGUGGUAAACGAUUCUCUUGCAGUAACCAUCUUCAGACUCACAAAAGAAUUCACACUGGUGAAAAGCUAUACAGAUGUCCUGAAUGUGGCAAAUGA
Messenger RNA from Polypterus senegalus (gray bichir), 606 nucleotides. Its product is annotated as zinc finger protein 479-like. The transcript is spliced from 3 exons. The record is from RefSeq and is a predicted model, not a curated record. Gene Ontology annotation, cellular component: nucleus. Gene Ontology annotation, biological process: regulation of transcription by RNA polymerase II. The coding region runs from base 1 to 606 and encodes 201 amino acids. NCBI's taxonomy places the organism in Eukaryota, Metazoa, Chordata, Cladistia, Polypteriformes, Polypteridae. Gene Ontology annotation, molecular function: RNA polymerase II transcription regulatory region sequence-specific DNA binding; DNA-binding transcription factor activity, RNA polymerase II-specific.